CUACAAGCUCAACUUGUGCCAUCAUCACUCACCUUCUUCCAACCCCUGCGUCAGCACCCAAGAAGUGCGAGGCAUCUCUUGAAGGGCUUGCAACACCGGCAAGCACUUUUGCUAGGCACCAUGGCGGCGAGCUGGAGCGUUGUCGUGUUCUGCUUGCUGCUGGCGCUGGGCGUUCGCUUACGAGUCGCCGAAAUAAGAGCCGAGGCGCACGUCCGCGCCGCGGAGGUGACGGCGGAACAACACCGCCGUCACCUCCGCGAUUUCAGGACCUGCGCCUGGCUGAUUGGUGGCCUGACAGGUGGCCUGACAGGUGCCAUUCUCGUCGGCUACCCUAUAAGAGAGCUCUACAACAAGGUCUGUGCAGCACUGGACGCCGUGGCACGCCAGGCUGUGGACCCCAUCCGGGCCGCCAUCAAUGCUCAUGCGGCCGCGAUCGCUGGGGUGCUCACCACUUCCUGGCUAGUGGCCAGAGACUGGCCGCUCCGGCUUUGCAACGGCGUGGCAGGCGGCGUCGCUUACUGCCUAGUAGCUGCGCGGCAACGGCGCCUGCAAGGGGCAGCGGCCAGGCGAUAGAGCCAGGUGGUGGGCUGGACCUGCCGUAGGAAUUGGUCUUCCUGCGAGCUGCGGUGCAGUUCAUUAGACAGUAGGCCAGUGGGUACGUGGUGGCGCUGGCGGAGGGGCAGGACGCUAGGCACACGGUUUUGGCCAUUACCUGUGGCACUGCACAAGCGGCUUGGCGCAACAAUUCAGGACCCCGGGGGUAGAUAGUGUGCUGUCCGUGCCAAGGUGUGGCCGUGGGGUUUAGUCAUCUGUGGGAUGGCAGGCCGCGCCAGGGUACGUAGCAAGAAAUUACGACCUUCCUUAGAUGCUGACGGCAGGGGCGUGUGUCAUGAGUUGGUUGGCCGCCGGAUGAGCGUGCCAAUGCCAUUGAGUUGUCGGGCCGAAGGCAAGGGGCCGUCUUUUGGCUCUAGGAACACCUUCCUUGCGUGAACGAAGGCCACAAUGAACACACAGUACUGCAUGUAAAAACAUUGCAGC
Chlamydomonas reinhardtii is the source of this 1038-nucleotide messenger RNA. RefSeq lists its product as uncharacterized. Bases 121 to 573 code for a protein of 150 amino acids. The transcript is spliced from 3 exons. Lineage: Eukaryota; Viridiplantae; Chlorophyta; Chlorophyceae; Chlamydomonadales; Chlamydomonadaceae. The record is from RefSeq and is a predicted model, not a curated record.